Messenger RNA from Heterostelium album PN500, 1221 nucleotides. RefSeq lists its product as uncharacterized. Bases 1 to 1221 code for a protein of 406 amino acids. NCBI's taxonomy places the organism in Eukaryota, Evosea, Eumycetozoa, Acytosteliales, Acytosteliaceae. The transcript is spliced from 2 exons. The record is from RefSeq and is a predicted model, not a curated record.
AUGAAUAAAGAUUUAAAUAAUAUUAUCAAUUCAAAUAAAAAGUUGUUGGAUAUAUUAAAAUCCAACAGAUCUGAAAUCAGACAAUGUGAAAGGAAAUUACAUGACUACUUAAUAACUAAAACUCAUAGUCUAUGUCUACCUAUAGAUCAACAGAUUGAAAAAAUCAACCUAAAAAUUAAUAAUAAUCUUUCAAAAUUAAAAGAAAUUGGAAUAAAAUCAACUUUGAAAGAGGAUAAAGAUAGUAAUAGUUCUAACAGUUGUAAUAAUAAUAUUAAUAAUAAUAACUAUGAAUAUUCUGAUGAAUAUAUUUUAUUAUCAUCCUCCAUAGAUGAAACAGAUUAUCAGAAAAUAUUGGAGAAUCUAAGGGAGUUCAAUCAAUUCAAUCAAGAGGAUAAAAAAACAGUUACAGAAUGUUUAAAAGAUUUGAAUAUAACCAACGUUGAUAUUAAACUUCAAGAAUAUCGAGUGCACCAGAGUGAACAUGAAUUGGAGGAAAUCAUGAGGAGAAUUUCGAAAUCAAUGGUGGAAACAAACCAUACUGUGAUCGUUUCAAUUUCUAAAACCGAUAAUGUUAUCAGAGCAACUUUGAUCAAUCUUCUCGAUCAAAAAACUCAAGAUCUUGAGUUCUCUGGUCAGAGUCAAAUGGCAACCAAAGAAAUCUAUGUAUUCAACGAUCUCGAAAAUGAGAUAGGUAUAAUCAAAGGUCAACUAGUUUCCUUUAUAUUUGAAAGAAAACUAUAUAUUCUAAUAAUCAAUAAUAAUAAUGAUAAUAAUGAUAAUAAUAAGUUCAUUAUCAUUGAUUUACUAUUAAAAAAUAAUAAUAAUAAUAAUAAGUUAAUAAUCAAUGAUAUACCAUUAAAAAAUAAUAAUAAUAAUAAUGAUAUAUUUUCAAAUGUACUGGCUUGUUGUGCUGAUGAUAUAGAUGGUUUGAUUUUUAUCUAUUAUAGAGAUCAUAGCUUUAUACAGUACGACAUUAAAGCAAAACAAGUUAAAGAACUUAGAGGGAGAUUUGGUUUUGCUAUAGAUGAUGACACGUACCUAUCAAUGGUGUACAAUAGACAAGUUAUAUUUGAAUACUCCAAUAAGAGCACGAUCUAUCUACUCGGUGGUCAGACACGUGGCAACUAUAUCUACUCUAUCAAAGACAACCAAUGGUAUCGAUUCUAUAACUCUGAUACCUAUAAUAGAGAUCAACAGCCUUCACUUCUUAUAUAUAUCUAA